Messenger RNA from Erigeron canadensis, 1080 nucleotides. RefSeq names its product GDSL esterase/lipase At1g29670-like. The record is from RefSeq and is a predicted model, not a curated record. NCBI's taxonomy places the organism in Eukaryota, Viridiplantae, Streptophyta, Magnoliopsida, Asterales, Asteraceae. Gene Ontology annotation, molecular function: hydrolase activity, acting on ester bonds. The transcript is spliced from 5 exons. The coding region runs from base 1 to 1080 and encodes 359 amino acids.
AUGGUUAAUUGUCAGCUAAACCUAUUAUUUUCGAUACAAGUCUUUGUAGUACUAAUGUACUUUAGAAUAUUUCUAGUCAUUGGCAAACCACAAGUGCCAUGUUACUUCAUAUUUGGAGACUCAUUGGUUGAUAGUGGUAAUAAUAAUCAACUUGUAACAACAAUUAAAGCCAAUUAUCCGCCUUAUGGAGCUGAUUUCGCGCAAGGUGUCACGGGGAGAUUCACCAACGGUCGUACCAUAGCAGAUAUUAUCGGGGAACUUCUGGGUUUCAAUGAAUACAUGCCCACAUAUGCCAGUAUAAUCGAUGAUCAGCAGAUCACUCGAGGUGUAAACUACGGUAGUGGUGGAUCUGGCAUUCGAGAGGAAACAGGUAGUCAUAUGGGGGAUCGAAUUAGCUUAGGAAAUCAAUUAAAGAAUCACCAUACAAUAGUUUCACGGAUCUUUCACUUGCAACAAAACACAACGUUUACCAAAGAAUACCUAAGAAAGUGCAUUUACAUAGUCAAUAUAGGAAGCAAUGACUACAUCAACAACUACUUAAAGCCAAACAUUUACGCCACAAGCCAUAUGUAUACAACGUACCAAUACGCAAACAUCCUUUUGCGGCAGUACUCUCGGCAUCUACAGCGUCUAUACGAUUUAGAUGCUCGAAAGAUUGCUGUUUUUGGUCUUGGUCAAAUAGGAUGCACCCCAGCUGAGAUAUCCAUCUUUGGCACAAACAAUGAACUGUGUGUUGGCUCCAUCAAUGAAGCGGUUAAUCAAUUUAAUCGCAAGCUUAAGCCUCUUGUUGAUGAGCUAAACUCCAAUAAUCCGGAUUCCAAGUUCACUUUCAUCAACCUUACAAGUAUUGCAUUACAACAACAAGGUCUUGGGUUUACAUAUGUUCCUUGUUGUAUAUUAAGGGAAGAUGCACAAUGUGCUCAAAGUAUUAUUUUAUGCCCGGUUCGGGACAGUUCUUUCUACUAUGAUGGUUUCCAUCUCACUGAAGUUGCUAACAAUAUAGCUGCAAGAUCAUCAUAUGUUGCAGUCAAGCCAACGGAUGCUUCACCAUAUGAUAUUAGGCAGUUGGUUAGAUUUUAA